Messenger RNA from Glarea lozoyensis ATCC 20868, 8826 nucleotides. RefSeq names its product UDP-Glycosyltransferase/glycogen phosphorylase. The record is from RefSeq and is a predicted model, not a curated record. The coding region runs from base 1 to 8826 and encodes 2941 amino acids. Lineage: Eukaryota; Fungi; Ascomycota; Leotiomycetes; Helotiales; Helotiaceae. Gene Ontology annotation, molecular function: glycosyltransferase activity. The transcript has 10 exons.
AUGGCUGCUAUCACCGGUGUUGCGUCCGGGGACUAUACAGACCUCUUCAUAGACUGGUGGCAAUUCAUCCUCAUCGCCUUCAUUCUCCUUUCGCUAGGAAUCGGUGCUUCUUUUAUCUCGUACACAGUGUUCAUUAAACUUCGAGAAAGAUGGACGAAACACAGGUCGACUCCUCGUCGGGCUUCAGCGUCGGUCAGGGCAUUCAUGAAUGGCGCCGCUCAAACCCUCUCCCACCGUCGUAUCGAAAGAAUACAGGGUAGACCUGGAAGUUAUGGAGUAUAUCUCGGCGAAUUUGCGAGUCCUCCAACUCAGUAUCAAAUAAGGCUUCUAGCACAAUGGGACUUACUCAUUUUUGAUCCCUUGCGGCCCGGUAUCGUGGAAGCAAUGCUGAGUGGGCGGUACUCCUUACCCUCGCAAGCACUUGCCCGCCUUGAUGUUCGCACAGUUGCUGGCGUCGUAGACGUCGAAGCGCUCAUAUGCAUCACAGAGUGGCUGCAGAACUUGAUGGAGACCUGCAAAGUCAUUUCUAGUCACAACAACAUAAUAUCUGGCGUUCUGAUCAGCAACUGGGAAAAUCAGCUUACUGUGCCGCUACUGAAAGAAUUCCUGUAUCUUGUUGACUCACUUGGUCUUUGUGCGUAUCUCGAAGCGGCAGCUCCCGUUUUUCUUUUCGAUGCGGAACUUGCGAAUUUAGAUGAAGUCAAGGGUAUUGUUAUUCGAAAUGGUACCAUCUCCCCAAACGGCGAAGAGCGAGAUGCAUUCCAGAUGUCUGCCAUGCGACCCACGAUUAAGGCGUUCGUCUCUCAAGCAUGUCUGAGGAGUUUUGUUGUAUUGCUUUGGGAAACGCUGGAUCAAGAUGCCUUACCCCUGAACGCUGUCGUCAAGAGAAGUUACCAGUGGUCAAGAUUCUACAGUGCGAUACCAUGGAUAGGGUCGGAAAAUGCCCUUGAAUCUGCCGAGUUGUGUCUGAAGCAGAUAGAGCCACUUGGUGCGUUUGAUUGGCUGAAGGAAUUGAAGGUCAUGCAGUUUCAUAACAAAUGGCGCUCUAACUGCACCAUCCACCCCCACUACAUCGUGGAAUCAACUUUGCCCGUAAAAAAGCUUCAGGAGCUUCUCUCAGAUCUUCCCGCCGCUGCGUCGAACGACCCCUGUUUACUAUAUGAUGAAAAUGCAUUUGAACGGGCCACUAUCAGUUCUACCGGCACAUAUGAUGGAGAGAGCAUAAACGGGUGGUCGUCAGACUCCAUGAAAUCGAUAAUUGAUGGCGGAGUUUCAACCCCAACGGUGUCGCUUAGUUCUGCGUCACUCUCGGUCGGCUCGCUCACGUGGCUUUCUCUUUGGGACCAAAGUACUGGCAAUCCAAUAUCAAAAUCACCUAGUGGAUUAUCCUACGACUAUCUUGGAUGCUUUCCGCUUGGCCUUGAAAUUUCUAAUAAAGCAUUCCUAGAGGUGAUGCAAUAUCAAUCGCGUUUCAAGGGAAUGAACCUAUUAGAGGACAUGAAACUACCAACAAUUCACGGCAUAGGCAAAAGUAUGUCAGAAUUUUGCGACUUUCUUGAGGACGAAAAUUUAGAUCACUUGUCUGAUUGUCUAAACGCAAUGGCAGACCUGGCUCACCUACUUUCCCAAGCUACCUCAGACGGUUCCGAUCUGCGAAUCCACAUUGGUCUCGAUCAAGGCUUUCAGGUACGGCCAGGCGUUCGAUUUUGGGGUGUGUACUCCCUUGAUGAGGAGCAGGUUCUAGACAUAUUUUUAUCCAGAAAUGUUCCGGAUUUUGCGACGGCAAUACUCCACACAUUCUUGUCCAGCCGAGGGUUCUCAAGAUAUCAGUGUUUCCAGGCAGAACUAUGCUACUCUGGAUGGCUCAAGCGCCUAGACCGUUCUUCAAAUCUCUCGCCGAGAAUACAACAUGACCUGACUCUUCUAUCACCAACGGAACUACUUGGAUUUCUCCAAAUGCUCAAUUUGACUACAGCCACUGGGGACUCGUCUUUGUUGAACUUAAUUCGGCUGGCGUGCGAAAACCAAUUACUGGACUGUACGGACUUCGCUCAAAUUAAGGAAGUGGGCACGACUGGUUACCUUAGUGGUCGUGAAUCAGCUUGUGACCUGAUAAGGUCCCGCGUUGAGUGGUAUCAACAAAUGGGCUGCCAUCACCCCAGCUUUUCGUCAUGCUUGGAUAACUUUCUUCGUAUCGAUAGGGUCAUCACAAAGAUUCUCCGGGAAAGGAAUUUUGCCAUUCUCUCUGAGAUAACCGAUGGCUUAGCCGAGGCGUUUGAAGUUGAUUGUAUCGACUCUAGAGUAGACAUGAUUGCAUUUUCCGUAUUCUGUGCUAUGCGAAGGCAUGCAUUCGAUGAGGCAUACAUGGAAGUAACGGAUCGCAAUACUUUAUUCAACGAUCAGAGCGAUCAAGCAGCGGCUUUUGCUGAACUCUUCGCUACUGGAGCUCGUUGUGAGGCAUAUUUUGAUCUCACGCCGAGCGCGUUUGGAAAGCUACUAUCUGAUAGGUACAGAGCUUAUCACCAUCGGGCAGGAUAUGAACCUCCAAUCUGGUCGGACAUGAACCCUACAACUCAGUCAGCUUACGCUGCCGCAAAAAUUGACGUCGACCCGGACACUAAAAUGUCUUCUAUGUCAAUGCACCAAAGAGCCACAUUCCUGAGCGUCUUCGCCAUCCCGGCGCUUUUGGAUAUUAUUCUUCUUACCACAACCGGCCGAGGACUCUAUCUAAGUGGGUCUAUGAGCGACGAUGAAAAGCACUCGGCAACUCUUGCUCUUAUGAUUUCGCUGCUAAUUUCGGGAGCGGUAGGUACCUGGAUUACCUGUGGUGGAUCCUACUACCUUAUCUCGAUGGCUUUUUCAGCGAUGAACAUGUUUGUAAUGACCAGAUUGGUUGGUGGUCUUGCCUUCACCUUGGCUAUUGCCACCAUCGGACUCAUAGCCGUGAGCGCUACGAAUGGUUUUAAUGCGGGAAUUGUCUUUUUUCUAUACCUUGUCGCUCUGACAACUUACUUGUGUUUGCUAGCAACUCUAGCCAAUUUUCAAUAUCCUGGGUCGGGAUUUCUAUCAGGACGUCCGGUGAUUGUGAUGGUUGUUCCCUUUCUUUUUAUCUCCCCCGUGGUCGCAAUCUGGGUCCCCAAUCGCGACAUCUAUAUCUACGUCUCUGUCUUAUAUGCUUUUCUAUUUCUGCUCACUCUUGGGGUACGACACACUGGAUCAAAAUGGACGACAUGGUAUUUAGAGAUAGAAAAGCUCACCGACCAAAACUUACGAGAGUGGUACCUUCAAACGCAAAAAGACGGUAACGAAAAAGAUCUUGCGGGCAUGACCGAUCCUGCAGUCUUGAAAGUUGCGAGGACGGCGAUGACAAAGGCGGUAACAGAUGCGAGAAAACGGUUUCAGCGAAAAAAAUGUGGUGAUCCACUUGUUCUAGCACUUGCAAAAAGCUACGAUGCUACUGUCUUCCUGCUUGAAUGGUACAGCGGAUAUUCUGGAACUCCCCUUCCUAUACCAUAUUCGUCCACCUGGAAUAUGCAGACAAAGGUAGCUUUGCAGACACUCACGCAGUUACAGACUGGUAUGCGUCUUCACAACGCGUUCAUACAUUGGCGUCAAGCCGGAGACGAAGUCGGUUGCAGCAUUCUAUAUUUUAUCGUCGCUCUUCUCGACAAGUGGUCCUCGCUACUUGAUGGCGGCCAGCUUCUCGGUCUUUCCGCCAACAACACCAAAUAUAGAAUGCCUGUCGGAUUUGCACUAGCAUAUUACCUUAUUGGCGCAGUUCUCCUCGACCUUAACGCCACCAAGCUUCAUAAAAUGACAGCUGCUGGCCAAAAUAUGCUCAUUGGUGAUGUGAAAUCAAUUCCUGAGGCUGUUAGACGGGAAGUUACAGCGCGACGAAACCUGUAUUGGACCAUGCUUUGCCGCUAUCUUGGAAUGCACGUUUGGAGUUUAGCAAUCGCUUCAGUGCUCUUGUGGAUCUUUGAUAGCACUAAGGAGUCGACCAUACUGUUCCUUUCGUAUAUUCUUGCUUAUACAGGUCUCUUAUGGUAUCAGUACACCAAGAUAUUUGCAGGUCCCCGAAGCCUCAAGCCUCUGUUAGCAGCUGUCAUUGUUGGCCUUCCCCUAGGCCAGGUCCUUAGGUAUCAUUUCCAGGACUUCAUGUACUGCGAUACUGUAACCCUAGGAGUUGCGACUUGGACGGCGGCAUUCCUCUCUCUUUAUUAUGCCCGUAUCAAAAUGAAGGAAGUACAUAAAGAACAGACUUCUACGACCCUCACGUGGCACGAUGAUACAGUGUCUCGCAUAGGAGGCUAUCACGCUUUCACUGACCCUGGACAGGAUCCUCUGUUUUCUCAGGAGGAGCUCCAGAUCAUCUUCAACAAUCUACGCUCUAUGCGAAAGGAAGAACGUUACCGACUCGAUCCACAAGGCAAUCCUGGUAUCGACAUCAAAGGAGUCAUUUUCCAAGCACUUGAACAAUAUCGUGAACCCCGAACAGCUUUGGCAAAAUUCGCCGCAGAGGCAUUUCCAGAAGCCACCGAGCUUCUAGAACUUACCAUAUCGGCAUUCGACCGCGGAACAGUUAUUGUUGAUUGCGUCUCGAUGAAGGCAAUGAAUGGUGUCGCACAGAAUGUGAAGGCAUUAAGCCUUUUCUUCGACGGAAGACUUCAUCUCUUGGUAGGAUGCGCCAUGAUGGACUCCGAGCCACAAGAAAAGCUCAUCCACAAUUUUUGUCGAAGCACUGCUGAAAUUAUUCUUCACGGAAUCGCCGAGACCUUUAUGGGUAUGAACCAUGAUGAUUCGUCACUUUCAGAGUCUUUGAUAGUUGCCGCGACACAGUCCAAGAAAAUAAGAUACUCCCCAGUGUCAAGUUGUAUUCGAGAGUAUCUAGCAACAUCAGAACCAAAUUCAACACAAGCCAAGUCACUAUCAAAGCACCUCGAAACUCGGUCAUUGAACUAUCUCAGUUUGCAAAUACAGACAGAAACCGCUUGGGAUGAAUUACCGAGGGACAUUCGCGAUUUGGUGAUACGGAGAUGCACCGGUCAGGAAGCUGUCUCCACACGGUCUCAGAACGAGUGGCUUGUUUUCAACAAGGCUUUGAAGCUUCCAGUCAAAACAUUCUUGACUCGUUGCAACUAUGGAGCUUAUGUUACGAUGGCUUGUAGGAAAUACUCACUUGGUUCGAGGGACGAUGACUUGGAUGAGAGUUUACACCACCAGGACUCGUUGGAGUCCCUCAGAUUCUUACGGGUCGUACAACCGAUCGAGCAGCGUACCAUACGUGAGAUACUUCAAGACACUAAAGCUCCAAUCAGCACAAUAUAUCAUAAAAUUGGUGUAUGCCUCAAACUUAUGGCAAUUGCUUUUGUUGCGGAGCCGGAAUUCCAGAGAGAACUUACAUAUGCAUUGAGCUCCAGCUCAAGAUUCGUCGCGUGCACCACAAUGUUCUUAGCAACUGGUAUUUGGACAUAUACAAAAUGGCUCCAGAGUAUGAUCAUGCCUAUAUUCUUGCUCCAUGGUCGCAAGAAUGUCGGCACGUUCUGGAGUCGUAUCGGAGGUACGACUGUCACGUUGAAACGACAAAAGAUUUCAAUUGAGAACACCGACGGCUUUUCAACAGCGUUUGUACAUGCACCUUACGGCACUGGGGGAACUUUCAAAGUCCAUCAGUAUAUCGGCAAACUAGACAAAGAGCCAGAGGAUAACGCCAAACUCCAGCGUGUUAGUACCUACAGCAGCAGCAAACUAUUAUUAAGGAGGGAAGAGUUCAAUAAUGGCGCCAAAAUAAACGUUUACAGAUAUGAAUAUCCUGAUAAGAGCGAGACUGAGAAACGCAAACGCCUUUGUAGAGCUCACAACCCUCGCAUUCCAAUCUCACGAAAGUGCGUCGAGGGAAAGAAUGAGUUUGAGGACGUUCAGUUUAACUCGCGAGGUCUUAUUCAAAGCGGUUCUCAUAUUCUCAACGGAAGUCUGGUCCGGUUCAAUUGCCACUACAGACAAGGAAGCGAUUUUGAAGAUGAGCUUUUGAGAGCCGAGUUCGCGCUGCCGCACUUGACCUGCACUGUGUCAUGGUCAGCACCGCCGGCUACACAUCAGGAGAGACUAGACAAGUGGAUUCCGCAUUCACAGGUGACUGAAGCAACAUUCGUUCUGGAUUCUGACGUUUAUGAAUCACACUGGACAUACGAUCAUAAAUUUCACCCAACGAUUCAUACUACGUUGAAUGGAGAAGAUAUAGACACGCCCCCAAUCAUCCAGUGGGAUCACCUAGGAGUACUGAAGAAGCCGACAAAGUCAAGCUUCUCAUUUGAUGACCCCCUUGUCAAUUUCAAAUCACUCACACCUCACGCUCUGCCACAAUGGAUGGGUGUCAAUACCCACCGGAAUCGUGUUUCUACGUCUCGUGCGCGAUCAAAACUCUGGACUGCAUGGAAGUCAAAGCCCGGAUUCGACGGUGUCAUAAUGAGAUACUUGGAUGAGCAACUGCUUAGAAGGGAACCAUUACUUCGACCAUAUUGGCGUCGAAGAGACCGUGGUAAUCUCAUUGGAGCUGAAACCUUCCUGAAUGAGAAUGCAGACGCGAUUAUGGCGACUGUCGACUUGGACAAUUCCAUUUCCGGCUGGGCGCCUCUAGCAAUGAAAAUAGGGGAUCUUUACAGCUUCGGCCAGGGUGGCGACGCUAAUAGCCGCACGAGGAAGAAAGCUCCCGAUUUUGAUAAUGGCGAGUUACAAGUUCUUGCUCUUGAUUCAGGGACCUGGCCAAAUGAAGGUGGAGGUGUAUCGGCAUGCCGACGGGAUAUGAUCAACAAUCUUCGCUCUGUAAAUUGGCACAUGAUAGCCGAGUCAGCGAACGAUUCUGGUCUUCCAAAGCAUCAAACCGAGAUGAACGUACGCAGCUUAAAAGUCAUCCCGCUUUGGGGAUUGGAUUUCAUGACGCCCACCCAUGGUCUGUUUAAGGAUCGCCUAGAUGCGGAGGUUGAGCACAUACCGAGAUAUGCCACAAAACUAGAUGUGAAAAGUAAUUUCCUACCAAUCCUUGCGGCUCUUGUCAAAGGAGCUCGAACAUCCAAUUUCAGCAUGGCUGAUAUUGCUCAAACGACGCGAGCUCUUGUGAACCUUAACACCUACUUCUCAGAUUCCAAGCAUUGGAGUGCUAUAUGGACAAGCGAUGUUGUUAAAAAGGCAUGGCGAAACCUUUGGAUAAGCCAAGAUCUGGUCAGUCCAACUCCGUCGGAGACCUGGUUCCAAACAGAGAUUCCAUCGGUCGCUCAACUCGAUGCUGCGCUAGACCUGUGGCAUCGUUAUCUGUUCAUUAUGUCAAUACCUAUACCAGAACGCAUACCUGCAAUCUUUCAGGCCUCUCACCACAGUGUCAGUGCUUCCUACGGUAUCGUUUGCAAAAUAAAACGUGGGUCUACGCUGCAAAUUUGGGACCAUGCUAUAAGUUGGCGCGAAACAAAUCUCUAUCUGUCUUCAGAUCUCUGCACCAUGGCACCUUUUGUGCGAAACGCCUUGCUGGGACUCAUGAAAGUUACCAGUCAAUUAAUCCUCCAUCAUGCCGAUACUAUACUACCAUGUGCCGACUUCUUCAAUCCAGGCUGGGAGGUCGAGAUUGGCAGCAGCCAGGGUCGACUUGAACACCGCAACACAUUCAAGAGAAAGAUUGAUCCCGUCGUCAACGGCAUCCCCGACAUGUCCAAAUUCGCACCGAUCAAAAAGAUCACAUCCGAGCUUCCAACAGUUACUAUGUUGUCGCAUGUUUGGUAUGCAAAAGACAUCAAAACUGCCAUUUUGGCAGCGGAUAUAAUAGUAAAUGAAUGGGGGUUCACUGACUAUCGUCUUGAUAUUUACGGGGCAGUCGACAAAGCACCAUCAUACUCAACCGACUGCUUCGAGAUCAUAGCCUCUAAAUCUCUUCCGCGCUUCGUAAACAUGCGUGGAGAAGCAAAUCCCUCCACCGUUCUCGCAAAGACCUGGGUCUUCCUGAACUCAUCUAUCUCUGAAGGCCUCCCGCUUGCCCUCGGAGAGGCAGCCCUCACAGGAGCCCCCGUAGUCUGCACCGACGUAGGUGCAUCUCUACGAGUCCUCACGGAUCCAGACACAGGAGCAUGUUACAGCGCCGUCGUCGCACCCAACGACGCUCGCAAUCUCGCCCGCGCCCAAAUCAACUUCCUAGCCCUCCUCGAUGAAUGGUCAUCCUACGCCGAAGACCCUUCCGAUUUCAAAUGCCCAACCAUAACAGACAAACCCACUCCCGACGAAGUAGCAGGCAUCACCGCGCGGAUGUACGCUAAAACCGAACAACGACGUGCUCUAGGUAUGCGCAGUCGCGAAAUCGUCCAUAAAUCCUUCGGCGGGGAACGCUACCUCCGCGAACACGAGCAGAUGCUCUGGAUAGGAAAAGCACGCUACGAUAUCCUCCACGCACCCGCUCAACCCAAACGUCCCGCGCUGCGUCCAGCCAUGCCAUCUGGCCCCGUCCCAUCAAACGUCUGGAAUACAGCAGCGAUCGGUCCCUCAACGCCGCUUACACGGCCACAACUCUCGUCCACGCAGACGUCGUCACUUAUGGUGCCUUCACUGAGCGCGACGACGUUGAUGUCGCCGGGGAUUCGCAGUUUGUUCGAUAGCGGCACGACGAGGGCUAGUCGCGCGAGCACUUUGGCGACGCCGACGACGACGAAGAAGGUUAUGCCGGCGAGGGUUACGCUGUUAAGGAAUGAGGGGAGGGGUGGUGGUGGUGGACAGAGUAUGAAGAUUAAAAGGUUAGCUGGGGAGGAGACGUUUGUGUCGGGUGUUACUGCUGCGUUGAGGAAUGUGUGA